Pocillopora damicornis (cauliflower coral) is the source of this 879-nucleotide messenger RNA. Its product is annotated as kremen protein 1. Gene Ontology annotation, cellular component: plasma membrane. The record is from RefSeq and is a predicted model, not a curated record. NCBI's taxonomy places the organism in Eukaryota, Metazoa, Cnidaria, Anthozoa, Scleractinia, Pocilloporidae.
CAUCUAAACUCCAGCGAAAGAAAUCUUGACGAGAUCAUCGUCCUUUUUUUUUCUUCAACUGGGUACCACGAGGAUUCCACCAGUCCUAUUUUCAAGGCAGUAAGAAGUAGCAAUAGAUAGCACAGUUAUAACAGGCGUAGACAGUGUAAGUCAAUGAAAGUUAUUUCCAUGAAAUGAUGAAAGUUCGUUUAUAAUGGUGAUUGAUCGAAGAUAAUUCAGUCACGGAUGGCUGAGAGUUCAAAGGUUUUUCUAGCUCUAGAAAAUUGAAGACUGAAAAAUAGUGGAUACGAGAAGGAGCCAUGCGAUGCACUGACUUUAUUUCAUUGGUGUUGUCCGUGUCGUAUGUCACCUGUGGAGGUAUUUGGUGUUAUGAAUACGUAGGUUGCUAUAAAGAUUCGGACCCCAGAGAUCUCCCACAAAGAGUUCACGGCCGUGAAGUGACAGUAAAAUCGUGCGCCAAGAGCUGCAAGGACCUGUUUUAUAGAUUCGCUGGCCUUCAGUUUUCAUAUCUCUGCUUCUGUGGUAACAAGCGAGGGCGGUACGGUCUGCUGCCGGAGUGGAAGUGUUCGAGUGAAUGUACCAAUAAAGAAGACAAGCAUUGUGGAGGAUACUGGAGUAACUCCAUUUACAAAACAGGUUAUGAUCCACCGGCUGGUGUCAAGAUAACUCCACUGCUAACAAAAGCCUUAGCUGAUCUCAAACCGCAUGUAAAUGCUACCAACCACACGAAGGAACACAAGAAGGCUAAAAGUACCAACCACUGACUGAAAGAGAGAACGGAACUCUGGCAUCCCAGGACAUAUCUCGCUGUUCUGUUUGUUUUCUUGGCUUGACUUCCUUGAAUGUUUUAGAUGUUGAAUAAAACUGGUAGUGCUUUUU